AUGCCAUCCGCCUCCCUCCACUCCUUCCCCGGGGAGUCACCACCAGAUGGCGGCUAUGGUUGGCUCUGCAUGGCCGCCUGCUUCAUGAUCAAUUUUUCGACCUGGGGCGCUGUAGCAUCGUACGGCGUGUUCUUGUCCUUUUACAUGACAACCAACCGCUUCCCUGAGGCUUCGCCGCUCGAUUUUGCCCUCAUCGGUGGCUUCAACUUUGCCUUCGCCCUGCUGACCGCGCCUUUGGUCACCGUGCUCACUCGACGGCUUGGUAAACAUGUUACUAUGUCUACCGGCAUCGCUCUGCAAACUACUGGCUACAUCACUGCCGGCUUUGCGACCCGUAUCUGGCAGCUGUUUCUGACACAAGGCGUACUCGUCGGCCUAGGGGUCGGCUUCAUCUACAUACCCAGCUUGCCCAUCCUGUCACAGUGGUUCGAAGCGCGCCGCAGCCUAGCCAACGGCAUCAGCAGCGCUGGCUCUGGCUUUGGUGGCGCGCUGUUUGCCUGGUCCACUGGCGCCAUCAUUGACGCAUUGGGACUCCGAUGGGCGCUCUGCAUCACUGGUAUCAUCACUUUCACCCUGGCCGCCAUUGCCACAGCCAUCGUUCGCGACCGCAACAAAUACAUCCGGCCACCUCAGCUGGCUUUCGACACCACCCUCCUUGCACGUCAUGACGUCCAGUUGCUGCUGGCGUGGGCCUUUUUCAGCAUGCUCGGCUACAUCGCACUAUUGUUCUCGCUAUCCGAUUUCGCCCUGUCCAUAGGACUGUCGUCUCAACAAGCUACUGAUACCAUCGGUCUCCUCAACGUUGGCACUGCUAUCGGUCGUCCUGCAAUCGGUAUCCUAAGCGACAAAUCGAGUCGCCUGAAUGUCGCAGGCGCGCUAACUUUGAUCUGCUCUCUGUUUACCUUUGCAAUCUGGAUACCUGCGCAGUCGUUCGCACCCUUGGCAGUCUUCGCCGUGCUCGCUGGCGCCGUGCUCGGCGUCUUUUGGAUGACCAUCGGACCGCUUUGUGUGGAAGUCGCCGGUCUCAAGAACUUGCAAUCCUUACUCUCACUGUCGUGGAUCACCAUCAUACUACCAACUACCUGUGAGCUAGUAACUCCCAUUUCACGACAUCCCGAGCUGGCAACCAGUAGUCUCUGA
This is a messenger RNA of Zasmidium cellare ATCC 36951, 1140 nucleotides long. RefSeq lists its product as uncharacterized. NCBI's taxonomy places the organism in Eukaryota, Fungi, Ascomycota, Dothideomycetes, Mycosphaerellales, Mycosphaerellaceae. Gene Ontology annotation, molecular function: transmembrane transporter activity. Gene Ontology annotation, biological process: transmembrane transport. The coding region runs from base 1 to 1140 and encodes 379 amino acids. The transcript has 3 exons. The record is from RefSeq and is a predicted model, not a curated record.